GUAAUCAGCUUGCAGAGCCACAAUGUGCCAGGCCAUGCCCGUCCAUUAGGCCUUGGUUCCAUGCUCGCCGCUCCCAAUCCGCAUGAGAGCGCCAAUUCAUUCAUCAUCCUGCACUCACUCUUUUCCCUCUACAGCUCUGCGAGUCGCGCAAAGAGCAGUGCAAUUUUGUCCCUCUAACCGCUACUGUGCUCUACUCCUAAACGGCAGAAUCAGAAUUCUCCUCAAUUUUGAAUUCGCCGCCUCCCAAACUUUGUCACUUCGCCUCCCUCCUACUACUCGCUCCUCAUCUUAUAACGUCGUGUCCGAUCGGUCUCCCCGACCUCUUGAAAUCCAGACCUAAUCACCCCACGAUUGUGUUCUCCAACCACCCUCCACAGACGAUCCUCCUCUCGAUCGCCAAAUUUCAGACAAACGGCGACUGAUUCUUGUUCUUCUGGCUGAGACUUGUCGCAAAGGCUACGCAAUUAUCAGAGCGGAUAUCUCGUGAUCCUCGGACCUUGCUCAACCCCCUCAAACCCCCCUCCCUGCACUACUUCCGUGGACUCCGUCUCACUGGCGCGUGUCGGAUUUGUGUCGCAGAGGUUGUCGCUUGUAAAGCUUGAUCAGGCCAAUCCUUUUUCCGAGCUUCAUCGAAUCACACGGGGAAAUCCUACCUCGGCCGAUCCAUUGGCGCUCACAACGCAUCCAGUUCACCAAAGAAAUUAUACAGUCAACAUCACAAAUCGCCCAUCAUGUCGAAGGUAAUGCGAAGUGUCAAAAAUGUGACCAAGGGUUACUCUAGCGCCCAGGUCAAGGUCCGAGAAGGUCAGAACUCCCUGCGUUCUCGAUUGCGUCGCUGGAACCUCGCCGCUGACAGUGACAUGUAGCUACCAGUAAUGACCCAUGGGGCCCGACCGGCACUCAAAUGAGCGAGAUUGCUCAAAUGACAUACAACACAUCCACCGAGUUCUACGAGAUUAUGGACAUGAUCGAUAAGCGUCUCAACGACAAGGGAAAGAAUUGGCGUCACGUACUUAAAGCCCUCAAGGUUCUGGAUUAUUGUCUUCAUGAGGGUUCAGAACUUGUCGUUACAUGGGCUCGACAGAGUAUUUAUAUUAUCAAGACUCUGCGAGAGUUCCAAUAUGUUGACGAAGACGGUCGCGAUGUCGGACAAAAUGUCCGAGUUGCUGCUAAGGAGUUAACUUCACUCAUUUUGGACGAAGAGAGACUGCGGGCCGAGCGAAGCGACCGAAGAUCCUGGAAGUCGCGCGUUACUGGCCUUGAGGAAUUUGCUCCUCAGCAUGCUGAGCCUGUGAACCACGGAACCCGGCGACAGCAGCCGAGACGACAAAUGAACGAAGAGGAAGACGCCGAGUACCGUCUAGCUCUGGAGGCAAGCAAGUAUCAGGAGGAGGAAGACAGGAAGAAGCGCGAAAGCCGACAGAACGGACCAGAUGACGAUGACGAUUUGGCGAAAGCAAUCAAGCUUAGUGAGGAAGAGGAAGAACGAAGGCGCAGGGAACUCGAGAACAGCAACGCUGCCUCUCUUUUCGACGACGAUCCUACUCCUCAGCAGCAAACCAGCCAGCCACAGUACACUGGCUUCAACCAAGGAUACCAGCAAGGGAACCCCGUUGACUUCUUUGCCAACCCUAUCGAGCAGAACCAACCUCAGCCUACUGGCUACAUGAACAACGCCUAUACUGGAUUCCAGCAGACCCAACCCACUGGAUUCCAGCCAAACUACAACACCGGUUUCAACGGCCAGCAGACAGGCGUGGGCUUCGAUCCCUAUGGUCAGCAACAACAGCAAAACCAGCAAGGUUUCCAACCCCAGCCCACAGGCUUCAAUCCUUACCUGCAACAACAACAGCAGCAGCCCCAGCAGCAGUCGUUCUCAUCACCUGCUUCUCCUGAACCUACUCUCCAGCCUGGUAGCAACAACCCCUGGGCAACCAACAAUAGUCAGCAGCAAUUGCAACCAACUCCCACCGGUUCCAACAACCCCUUCGCCCAGUUCAGCCGCCCCCAGUCCGCCCGACCAAACCCUAUUUCGUCCCUAGGAGCGCUUCCUGAACAGAAGAGCCUCAACUCAUUUGGCAGCCAGCCUCAGACUCAGCCCCAGCUCCAGCAGCAGAACAGCUUCCCACUGCAAUCGCAAAAUAGUUUCCCUCAGUCGCAACCUUCAUUCGCCGCUCCUCAAAAGGAGAUGAACGAGCACGAGACACGACUCAACACUCUGCUUGCGAGCGGUGACGGCAUGGACACCUUUGGCAACACAGGCAACCUUCGUAUUCCCGCCCAGCACACAGCCCCUGGCACGUUCGUCAACAGUGCCGGUGCAGGAGUUGCCCGCAUCAACGCCGAGGCUACUGGCAACAACCCCUUCCUUCGACAGCAGUUCACGGGUAUGCCCACAGUCAACUAUGGCGCUCAGAUGCCUGCUGCGACUGGGCCUGCUGGCAUGAAUGGACAGACGAACAACCCCUUCGCCCAUCAGCAGGCACCACAGCAACAACAGCAGAACCACGACUUGAUCCAGUUCUAAGUUGAGUUCCUAAAUCGAAAUUUACGCUCUUAUAUCAGUGACCAGCUAGUUGUGUGAUGGUUUGAUUGAUUACCCUUGACUUUUCUUUGUUGUAUGUUCAUCUUCAUAUCCCGGCCUGAACCCGAUUCCCGUUUUUUGCGCAGGCGAAGGAUGGUAUUCCCCUGUUCUCGGUACAUUUUUAUGGUAUUGGACCAUUGUUGAGUCUGAUAUUUGGGUGGCUUAGUUGUGAUGGGAGAAUGGGAAAGCUUUUGUGAUGGAUUCUGGGAUUUUAGACAGCGCGCCUGGCGCAUUCGAAAAAAAAACAAUUCUUAGAUGUUAUUGAAAUCUACCCAUUGAAUCCGUUGUAGCCAUAUUACGCCAUUCCCCUUUUCUCUUUUAAUACUUAAUGCGCCCAGCAGCUAACAAAUGUACCCAAAUCGCUUGAAAGGUCGCUGUCUGAAUCAUUCUUUGUCUGACUGUGGCUUGACUCGGCUGGCCAAGCCUCGCGUAUUCGGGACAACUCUGUGCUCGCGAGGACGAUUCUGAGACAGCCAUGUGCCUCGAUCUGUUGCAACAAGCACCUUAUCGGCUCAAGAUAGAGAUUCAAUGUUGCAAGCCCACAUAUCGACCUCGAAGCGCGACAUGGUGGAUAAUAUGCGAACCCCAAGCGAUGCCACUUGCACCGAACUUUUUCACUGUCAUGUUCUGGCACGGCUGGUAUUGUGCCAUUCUUUGAACUCCUGUGGUUGGACUUAACCAGCCUCCUCCAUCAUCUGUAUGAAUUCUUCCAAGUUUACACCGCCUUUGCCCUCGUGAUCCAGAUGCUCAAUCAUGCUCUGAAUUUCCUCGUCUGUCAUGGUCCUCUCUUCCUUGAUAUCGGAAGCUAGCCGUCGCAUGUCCUCAAAG
This is a messenger RNA of Fusarium odoratissimum NRRL 54006, 3412 nucleotides long. RefSeq lists its product as uncharacterized. NCBI's taxonomy places the organism in Eukaryota, Fungi, Ascomycota, Sordariomycetes, Hypocreales, Nectriaceae. Gene Ontology annotation, biological process: endocytosis; actin filament organization. The record is from RefSeq and is a predicted model, not a curated record. The coding region runs from base 905 to 2527 and encodes 540 amino acids. Gene Ontology annotation, molecular function: phospholipid binding; clathrin binding. The transcript has 3 exons. Gene Ontology annotation, cellular component: endosome; clathrin vesicle coat; plasma membrane.